CGACGCGCGAUGUCGCGCGCGUCGGCGAGCGAACGCGCGAGUCUUCUCGCGUCGUCGUCGACGUCGAUCGACGUCGAGCGCGGGCGCGACGCACCGUCAUCGUCGUCGGCGCGCGUGGGUGUUAACACCCACGAUGACGCUCGAGCGCCGUCACCGUCGACGCGGACGCGUUCGCGGGCGUGCGCGGUCGCCGCAGCGUGCGUGAUCGCGUGCGCGAUCGCCGCGGCGUGCGCGGGCGACGCACGGGCGAGAUCGCGCGCGCGGCUCGGGCUCGAGAUCGGGCGCGAGUCCGACGCGAACGCGACGAUGGAGGCGGGCCGAGAGACGGCGGCGAUGGGAGCGUCGAAGCGCGACAACGUGGACGAUAGGGCGAUGCGGGAUGAAUUUUUAGAGUCGCAGGCGGCGAGCGUGACGAAGGCGCACGAGGCGAAGGCGAAGGCGUUCUCGACGGAGCUGGCGAAGGAGUGGCGACGGUUCGAGGAGCGCUCGCGGCGAACCGAGGAUUCGGACGGCGACGUCAUAUGGAUGGUGCGAACGGCAGAGUACGCCAAUGUAGCGAUGGAUAAGAGAGGGUGGUGGCGACCGCGGACGUUGACGCAGCGAGAUAAAGGGGAUUGGAUGAUGAGUUCGGUGGGGGCGCGCACGGACCCAGCGGCGACGGCAGCCUUGAGCUUGCAAGAGCGCUUGGCGCACUCGCAAGCGCAUCGUGAGGCGAUGAUUUUUAACUCGUGUCCGAGUUUAGUGUACUUGGGUGCGGAAUACGCGAGUCAUACGUGGCCUUCGACCGUGCGCCAGCUCGGUUUCGCGCACGGUUUGCGCGGGACGACGACCGGGACGAUGGAUACGCUCAAGAGCGUUCGCAUGAACCCUAAGGGUCCUAACUUUGUUUUGGGUGCGAGCGACGGCCUGAGUUACGAAGGUUUAUCCGCGAUGCUCGGCACGAUGAGCGCUCGCGACAACGGACGUUUAGACGAAUCCAAAUCGCUCUUUCUCAUCGCAGGCGUGCGCGACCCGCUCAAGCGAGCCAUCGAGGCUUACAUGCAAUACGGCGUUGCUCGUCGAGGCUGGGAGCCGACGGUGGAGAGCUUUGAAAAUUUCGUGUUCGGGCGCUACGGGCGGCUGGCGCACGUGGGGAACAUACAGUUUAAGAUGCUCGCUCCGGAGGAGUUGGUGAAAAAGGCGCUCGAGCGUGAAGCUCUUCAAGCAAAAGCACCUCCGAUCAAGGAUGCGGAGAUCAUGCGUGUAUUGAACACGUAUGAUCUCGUCGUGACGCCAGAGCACGACCUUUUGGCCCGUCUGCUUGUGAAGCAGAUGCUGUACCGCGUCGUUUCCGUAAGACAAAUUUUAACGCCACCAGAUGUCGGAUACGCGAGGCUCGAUCGCUUCGGGUUUAAGAGGUACGACGUCGAGGAUAAGGAAAACGUUUUACCGAAACCUUUGUUGGAGUAUGUCAACAGUCGGGCGUUCAAAGUGAGGUUCAACAGGCUUAACUUGCUGGAUCAAAAGCUGUACGACGCCGCAAACGCGCGGCUGCUAAGAAUGUGGAAGGAGCAUCACGUGGUCGAAAGUUACUUGGCGUGGCGAGAAUCUGUGCACGAUUACGUCAUGCCGAAAUUGAUGAACACUCAGAGCCUAAAGGCGGCGAGAGAGUUAUCGCAAAGCAGCCCUCGAGUGGCAAAAGUGUGCCCGUCAGGGCACGAGGAUGACUGCUCUACCGUAUUCGAAGAGCACGCUGACGAGUUCCUCGCCGAAGAGAAGCGCCGACACGCCAGCGAGCAGUGCAUGUUUGAGAACUACGGUUGUUUCAGUCGUCAAUUGGUAAAUCUCGGGCUUUUGCACUACAAAAGGACUCGAACCGCCGAACUGGCGAGUUUUUUCAAACAGCAAGAGACGCCAGAGUCGUAUGGUACCGCCAAGGCGGCCUCGUGCGCCGGGGUGGCAAUGGUUUCGGAGAUUCGAUUUUGCGCCGAUAACGCGACUUUAGGCGACGGUGUCGUCGGUAAAGCCAUGACGGGCCUAGCGGAUUCGAUUUAUCUUCUCUGUGCCCGACACGCAUGCGAAAACUUGUGCGUGCCGAAGAGUUGGGAAACCAAGGUUCGCGUUGUCGACGGCGCCAAGAUUGACCGAUGCUUCGGUAUACAAGCAACCGAGAACCAUUUCCGCCGCGCCACGCUCUCGCAUGGAGCGAUCGUCGCACACGCCAGGCAGGAAAAGUUUCGGAACGUCGCGGUCGUGGAGGUAGACGUCAACUUUGUCGACCCGGAUCCAUCCAACUAUCCCGACUACGACGCCGCGAAGUCGGUUCAGUCAAUCGCAAAACACAUCGAUGGUAACACGGCCGCAGAUUCUGACGAUCCAUUCACCAUCAUUCGUCUCGGCUAUCGCGCGUGGGAGUUUGAGCGCGGCGUCGUGGCGUGCCCUCACGGCUGCGGUUGUCGCCGCGGCGCCGACGGCGCCGACGACUCCUACUGCGUCGUCACCCGAGCGCAGUGCGACCUCCGCGGCUCCCACGCCUACAUUCUCUCCGGAGACUCCUUCAACCUCUUCCUCGAGCCCGUGCUGAGCAAAAAGCGCACGCAAACCAAGGUGAUCGACUUCAACGUCUUUCAACGAUUUCCCCAGCAGCUCGUGCUCGAGCCCAUGCUCGCCGCGCAAGCCGGUUACUCCAACGACGCCGACGUUAUCGGCGUCGACCAGCAAUUCCACGACGCUCGUCGCUUCGCGCAAUCGUGCGUCGUUCGUUAGCACACC
Molecule: messenger RNA, 2751 nt
Organism: Ostreococcus lucimarinus CCE9901
Lineage: Eukaryota; Viridiplantae; Chlorophyta; Mamiellophyceae; Mamiellales; Bathycoccaceae
Exons: 1
Coding region: 10-2745 (911 amino acids)
Source: RefSeq, a predicted model, not a curated record